Brettanomyces nanus is the source of this 1356-nucleotide messenger RNA. RefSeq lists its product as uncharacterized. The transcript has a single exon. The record is from RefSeq and is a predicted model, not a curated record. Bases 1 to 1356 code for a protein of 451 amino acids. Gene Ontology annotation, molecular function: magnesium ion binding. Lineage: Eukaryota; Fungi; Ascomycota; Pichiomycetes; Pichiales; Pichiaceae. Gene Ontology annotation, biological process: nicotinamide riboside biosynthetic process; inosine salvage; nicotinic acid riboside biosynthetic process.
AUGACCUCCAGAUACAGAGUUGAUUAUGCACUUAAGGAGCAUCGACGUGAUGAAUUCAUUCAGUUCAUCAAAGGCUUACUUUCUACCCCGUUUGUUCUCUAUGCCGUCAAACCUGCAGGAACCAUCUCCGAUGUGGAAGAGUUGAUGGUUGACUCGGAAGCCAAAAGACGGUAUGCUGAGAUUUUCCAUGACCUAGAAACCUUGGUAGAUAACCAUAUUGAGAUGACUGAAUCUGGAACUUCCAACUUAUCCCGAUUGCACCAGUUGGUACCGUCGAUCGGUACUUUUUUCACUCCUCUUCCUCUAGAGAAAGCCUUCUAUAUUGAGGAUGAAAGGCGUAGUAUCAGCAAGAGACGGUUGGUAGCACCUUCAUUUAAUGAUAUUAGGCUCAUUCUUAAUACUGCCCAAAUGCUACGUUUGGCCACUACUUUCAUGCACGGCAAGGACAGAAGAAGGAAGGCCAAGUAUUUGAGUAUGAAGCGCAGUAGCAGCAGUUUCAGUGGGGACAAUUCUUCAGGAUGUCUACAGUUGGUCACGUUUGAUGGAGAUAUCACCUUGUACGAGGACGGCGAUAACUUUUCUACGGAGUCGCCUCUAAUUCCCCAGCUCACUUCUCUGCUAUCUAAAGGCUUGUAUAUUGGAAUUGUUACCGCUGCCGGCUAUGCCGAUGCUGCAAAAUAUAAGGAGCGACUCAGGGGAUUGGUGGAGGCAUUGAAAGUAUCUACUAAUCUCACAGACAAUCAGAAAGAGAACCUAUUGGUAGUUGGAGGUGAAGCCAACUACCUGUUUCGAUUCAGCAGUGAAGUGGGAGAAUUUAGGCAGGUUGACCGCGAUGAAUGGUUAUUACCAGACAUGAAGCAAUGGGACGAGGCGGAUAUAAACGAGUGUCUUGAUUUUGCGGGCAAGAAUUUACAUCGAUUAAUGAACAAAUUGGAUCUCCCCGCUCAAGUGAUUCGUAAAGAGAGAUCUGUGGGACUGGUCCCAUUGGAAGGUCAUCAGCUUAUCAGAGAACAGUUGGAGGAAGUUGUUCUUCGAAUUGAUCAGGACCUGAAACGGUUUGAAACCGCCCAGCGAAUUAGAUGGUGCGCCUUCAACGGUGGUGCAGAUGUCUGGGUGGAUAUUGGAGAUAAGGCAUAUGGAGUUAAAAUUCUACAGGGUUAUCUAAGCAGAUCUCUAUGUCAUGAAAAUAUAGGGCCUUCCAACACCCUACAUGUGGGGGAUCAAUUCCUUUCAUUGGGGGCUAAUGACUACGCAAGCAGAACUGCAGCUACAACAGCCUGGGUCUCCAGCCCUGAAGAAACCCAUAAUUUACUCCAGGAUUUGCUUAACUUUAUUGAUGACUGGGCCGCCUACUGA